Molecule: messenger RNA, 1323 nt
Organism: Musa acuminata subsp. malaccensis (wild Malaysian banana)
Lineage: Eukaryota; Viridiplantae; Streptophyta; Magnoliopsida; Zingiberales; Musaceae
Product: protein LEAD-SENSITIVE 1
Source: RefSeq, a predicted model, not a curated record
CUCCGAUGGUUCCAUUUGGAACCGCGACAUCUCCAUGGCGGAUACCGUACGAGGCAAAGCGACCCGAUGGAGGCGAGGGAAGACGAGAGAUAGCUUCCUUCGCGUUUACGCGAAGCAAAGGAAAGCGCCCUCUUGCGCUCCCUCGCCUCCUCUCUCCCCCACCCGUUCUUCUGUAAGCUUAGCCUCGCCGCAGGGGGAGAAAGGGAAGCAGCCGUCAUGGGGGUUUCUCGAACAAGAUCGAUAGGGAGCGGCCUGUGCCCGUCGAUCAUAUAUGUUCUUGGAGAUCCGGCUACAUCUACCUGAAUCACGAGUUAAAAGCAUAUCGGGCCGUGACAUAUGGAACCUAGCCUCGCUUCAAGGGGAGAUAGAGGAGGAGCCAGCACAGGGGUUUUCUCCAACAGGAUCGAGAGGGAGCAGCUGGUUCCCGGCGAUCACAUCUAUUCAUGGAGAUCCGCCUGCAUCUACGCCCAUCAUGGGAUAUAUGUGGGGGAUGGCAUGGUGAUUCACUACACAGGGGCAGCAGGACAGGAAAUUGGAACAGGAACUUUUGUAAACCGAAUUUUCUCCAUCUCCUCCUCUCCAUGGAGGAAUUCCACACCUGUUUGUGAAAGGUGUGGUGUUGAUCAGAGCAGACAAAAUGGAGUAACCAAAUCAUGCCUUGACUGCUUUCUCGCUGGAUUUAAUCUCUGCCUCUUUCGUUACUCCGUAACUCCAGCUUUCUUCAUCACUCAAGCUCGUGGGGGAACCUGCACGCUUGCAGUUUCAGAUCCCCCCGAAGUCGUCCUCCAUCGAGCACGAUGUCUCCUCGGUAACAAUGGAUUUGGCACGUAUAGCUUGUUCAACAACAACUGUGAGGACUUUGCCAUGUAUUGCAAAACCGGGCUGCUGGUGGAUGCAUCUUCCGGUGGCGCCACACGAAGUGGGCAAAUAUCGUCCCUUGCAGCUGCAAUGACUCUGGUUGCAUCAUCUCCUCUUGGGUUCUUGGCAACAGGCGGCGGUGGCCUGGUGGUGGCGGGUGCCAUGUACAGUAUCAGUCGGUAUCUAUCUGAUAUCAGCAUCAGGUGGGAUGUCAUUAAGAUCCCUGUCGAAACCUUGGUUGCCCAAUUGCCGACGGGCAACCCCGGAGCUGCCAGCUAAAGCAGAACACGACCUUUGUUUGUGUUUUGAGAAACCAUGGAAGGCGUGUGUUGUUCAAAUGAUAUAAAUUUCGGUGUUCUACAAUUAGAAUUAGAAAUUUGGAGUUUUAUUUUUGUUGUAUCAUCCAUCAAGCAGAUACUCUUGGAGUCGCAAUCAAAAUUUCUACUAUCGAUCCAUCACUCCAAA